CCCCUCCAACCCAGCAGUGAAAACAACACAUCACUGUUUCGCAUUGGCACGGGCCCUUCUGCGGCGGCUCGGGCGUCCAUGCUCCAUGCAAGGGCUGCUGCGGCCAGUUUGCUGCGCAGGCAAAGGAGCUUUCCGCACUUGGAGCGUUCAGGCACCAUGCCGGCUCGCGCGGAUGCCAGCCCAAAGUCAUUUGCUAGGUCGUAGGACGUUUUCCCAAGGCUUGACCCCAGAGGGGCUGCCGCAACGUAUCACCAACAAGGAUUUGGACGCUUGGGCGAAAGACGUGCGUGGCCACGCCUACAGCAGGGCUUCGGUGGAGCCUUACACCAUCUCCCCGGUGAGACACUUCGGCCAGGGAGCCGAGUUGCCGGGCUGGUCGGCGCACUUCCUCUCGACCAGCGGUCUGAAGACCAGUGGCGUCCCGAAUCAGGACUCUUACUCCUUCACCACUUUGCAGUGCGGCUGGAUCCUUUGCAUCGCAUGCGAUGGGCAUGGGGAGCAUGGCGAGAUCAUCGCGGAGCGGGUCUCCCGGGUGUUGCCUUUGAUCUUCUCGGCCUAUGUGGCGUCCCAGGGCGCUGAGGAGGCCUUGCGGCAGGCCUUCAUGGUUGCCCAGACGGACCUGGAGCGCAGCUUCGGGCCCAUGCAGGUCUAUAGCGGUGCCACCGUGAUCAUGUGCUGCAUGCGGGACAACGCAGACGCCAUUUGGUGCGCGCACGUCGGAGACUCCCGGCUCGUCAUGGGUGAUUUGGAGACAGGCCAGCCAGUCUACUGCAGCACUGAGCACAAGGCACACGACGCGGAGGAGUACAAGCGCCUGGAAGCGGCAGGAGCACACGUGAUCCAGAAGAGGUAUGACGAUGGCGAAGUGGUCAGCCGCAUCUUCAUUCCCAAGACUGGUGUGCCUGGUCUGGCGAUGUCGCGCUCCAUGGGCGACGGAUGCCUGAAGAGGUAUGGCGUGACCGCGGAGCCGGACAUCUUCGAUAUCACAGAUUCCUGGCAGAGUUGUACUUCGCCUGGCGUGAUCAUGGGAAGCGACGGCUUGUGGGUCUGGUCUCCCGAAUGUGCGACGUCGGGGUGCGGCUUGCCAUGAGUGCGUUGAUCCUCGAUUUCGCUGUGGGAUGAAGAUGAGCGCCAUGGAUUUGUAGCGAGGGUACACGAAGCUUUUGGCAUAAGCCUCUAGUUGUCCGUGGUGCUUAGUUUCAGUUGUACUCUUGUUUGUGCAUGGUACUGUAAUGGUGUAUAUACAUCCAUCUACCAAAUCUAAGUUGAGAACAACAUGAACUUCUAGAAUCUAUCAAACAGUCGCCUAAUUGAGGGUGCUGAUAUGUGAUAUGUAGCUCAUAGCAAGAAGCAAGCCAUGUCCUCAGUUCUCACUCACACACACCCACAUAUUCCUUAUGGAGGCAGCUUGUCCGCAGAAAACAUGCCAGGGUCGAAUCAACCUCAGAAACAUCCAUAAACCCACCUUGGACAGCCAACCCCAUUGCUUUGCCCAGCUCUCCCGCUCGUGGCUGCUGCUAGUUCCGGCUCCAGCUUUGCGAGCCAAAGUUGCUCGUGGAGAGUUGGGUGGCUGCUAUUAG
Molecule: messenger RNA, 1580 nt
Organism: Durusdinium trenchii
Lineage: Eukaryota; Dinophyceae; Suessiales; Symbiodiniaceae
Source: the annotation of a GenBank genome assembly